Messenger RNA from Octodon degus (degu), 4426 nucleotides. It is a transcript of the gene Etv1, whose product is annotated as ETS variant 1. Lineage: Eukaryota; Metazoa; Chordata; Mammalia; Rodentia; Octodontidae. The coding region runs from base 810 to 2243 and encodes 477 amino acids. Gene Ontology annotation, cellular component: nucleus. The transcript has 14 exons. Gene Ontology annotation, molecular function: DNA-binding transcription factor activity, RNA polymerase II-specific; sequence-specific DNA binding. The record is from RefSeq and is a predicted model, not a curated record. Gene Ontology annotation, biological process: cell differentiation; regulation of transcription by RNA polymerase II.
GUGCUGGGAUGCGGGCCUGGGAGUUGGGGGUCGGCCUUGGGUGCCGUAUAGACCUGAACUGCGCGAUAGUGCUCUAAGAUGAUCAGCCCAGUAGUGGACCAAACACACCCGUCAGGAGGGCCGGCGGCUCGAAUCGCGCGGUCAGGAUCCCUGGACGCCUUAACAAUAAGCAGCGAGUUGGGGAGGGAGGCGGUGUCCUCCGUGGCCCAUCCUGGCUGCGGACCCCGCGCUGGCUUGGGCAGCUCCGGCUAGGACAGAGGGGUCCAGGGGAUCGGCGGGAAGGGGCUGCGAGCCUGGUGAUUGACAGCCCGAAAUCUGAUCUUGUGAAAGAGACGUGGAGCCAAUAGGAGGCAGCGAUCCAUCAGUUUGGAUUGGAGGCCCCUGGAGGAGAAGUAGAGGAAAAACCACCGAAUUGAGCUCUGUCAGAGGCGCUCUCGGCUUCCAAGGGGAAGUGCUGGGCGAUAAUUAAUGUUUUUAUUAAAUUUGGAGGGAAUUUUUUGCAGCCGUUCGCCUAGCGUGGCCUUCAGUCCCGUUAGGUGCAAAGCAAGUCUCGCUGAUCGCCAUUGCUAGUUUUGCACACGUUUGCGAAUCAGAGCUGCCCGGGCACACCGACGCGCAGGGAGACAUCAAGAGUGUAAAUAAAUACAUUGCCUCCGGUUCGGAUUUUUGCUCCUACCGAAAAUAUGUAAAUUGUGAACUCUCUUGGCUCUCUCUGGAUCCAGGUUGAUAGAAGUCCAGAUCCCGAGGAAAUCGCCAGAUAAAUGCUCCAAAUAUAAAAUACUGAGCUAAUAUUUGCGAAGAGCAGCAGAAUGGAUGGAUUUUAUGACCAGCAAGUGCCUUACAUGGUCACCAAUAGUCAGCGUGGGAGAAAUUGUAACGAGAAACCAACAAAUGUCAGGAAAAGAAAAUUCAUUAACAGAGAUCUGGCUCAUGAUUCAGAAGAACUCUUUCAAGAUCUAAGUCAACUGCAGGAAACAUGGCUUGCAGAAGCUCAGGUACCUGACAAUGACGAGCAGUUUGUACCAGAUUAUCAGGCUGAAAGUUUGGCUUUCCAUGGCCUACCACUGAAAAUCAAGAAAGAGCCCCACAGCCCAUGCUCAGAACUCGGCUCGGCCUGCAGUCAAGAGCAGCCCUUCAAGUUCAGCUAUGGAGAAAAGUGCCUGUACAAUGUCGGUGCCUACGAUCAGAAGCCACAAGUGGGAAUGAGGCCCUCCAGCCCGCCCACGCCGUCCAGCACUCCAGUGUCUCCGCUGCACCAUGCAUCUCCUCACGCGACUCACACUCCGAAACCUGACCGAGUCUUCCCUGCUCACCUCCCUCCAUCGCAGUCCAUCCCAGAUAACAGCUACCCCAUGGAUCACAGAUUUCGCCGCCAGCUCUCUGAACCCUGUAAUUCCUUUCCUCCUUUGCCGACAAUGCCACGGGAAGGACGUCCUAUGUACCAACGCCAGAUGUCUGAGCCAAACAUCCCCUUCCCGCCACAAGGCUUUAAGCAAGAGUACCAUGACCCAGUAUACGAACACAACACCAUGGUUGGUGGUGCGGCCAGCCAAAGCUUCCCCCCACCUCUGAUGAUAAAACAGGAGCCCAGAGAUUUUGCAUACGAUUCAGAAGUGCCUAGCUGUCACUCCAUUUAUAUGAGGCAAGAAGGCUUCCUGACUCAUCCCAGUAGAACAGAAGGCUGUAUGUUUGAAAAGGGCCCCAGGCAGUUUUAUGAUGACACCUGUGUUGUCCCAGAGAAAUUCGAUGGGGAUAUCAAACAGGAGCCAGGAAUGUACCGGGAAGGACCCACAUACCAGAGACGAGGAUCACUUCAGCUCUGGCAGUUUUUGGUAGCUCUUCUGGACGACCCUUCAAAUUCUCAUUUUAUCGCCUGGACUGGUCGAGGCAUGGAAUUUAAACUGAUUGAGCCUGAAGAGGUGGCCCGGCGUUGGGGCAUUCAGAAAAACAGGCCAGCUAUGAACUACGAUAAGCUUAGCCGUUCCCUCCGCUAUUAUUAUGAGAAAGGAAUCAUGCAAAAGGUGGCCGGAGAGAGAUACGUCUACAAAUUCGUGUGCGAUCCCGAAGCGCUGUUCUCCAUGGCCUUCCCAGAUAACCAGCGCCCGCUGCUGAAGACAGACAUGGAGCGCCACAUCAACGAGGAGGACACGGUGCCUCUGUCUCACUUUGACGAGAGCAUGGCCUACAUGCCAGAAGGGGGCUGUUGCAACCCGCACCCCUACAACGAAGGCUAUGUGUACUGACAUCAGUGACUGUCCCGAAGGGCGUCCUUGCUCUUUUUUUGCAAGAUGCGGAGACUCUCUGAGUUCUCUUCAAUCUUUGUUUUAUUUUUGUUGUUUGUAUUUUAUUUUUAAAUAAUAAUACAAAAAGGGGCUUUUCCUGUUGCAUUGUUCUAUGGUCUGCCAUGGAUUGCGCACUUUAUUUGAGGGUGGGAGGGAGUGAUCUAAACAUUUAUUCUAUGUAACAGGAAGACAGUGGGUGACUGGGCAGAGGGAUUUGGGGAUUACUUUGUACUUAGGCUUGGGAUAGGGUUCUACAGGUUUUAGGAAUGGUGAGGCUGUAUCAUGUCUGCUUGAUUUCAUAAUAACAAGAUAAUCUUCAUUUUCUCCAGGUAACUAGGGUACAGUGGCUUUCACAUUGUGUAAAUAUCCACUCGGAGACCAUUUGCCCUGGGCAUUUCCCCUCAUCAUUUCUGAGUCUCUCCAGGCAUACAAAAAAAAAAAAAAUCUACUGUAAAUGGCAGUUUAAUUGUUAGAAAGGACUGUGUUUGCGCCUCUUGUACAAAAGGUAUUUAGCAACUGAUUACAUUUGCCACUGUUUCAUUUUGCUUUACACAUGGCUCACAGAGGAUGAGCAUACCAACGGGCGAUUCUCUCUGAAGCCGAGUAGUUAUCGUGACUGCAGAUGAGGGGCACAAUUUUGGACUCUGGCUCUGAACUGAGUCACAGGCCAGUAGUGUCAUAAGCAUUUGGUGCCACCUUACUGUUUAGAUGAAAAUCAUACUGUCUUUCAAAUAUUUUGAAGCCCAUUUUAGUUAAAUAAUGAUGUUAUGGUCCCUCGGAAUCUUCAUUUCAACGUUAAAUCUGGGAUCACAUGGAGGCAAAAAAAGAAAAAAAUCUGUCUUCUUUCACUUCCUUCAGUACAUAAAUAUGUUAUUUAAUCAAUAAGAAUUAACUGUACUAAAUCACAUAUUACGCUGUUCUAGUUACAGCAAGCACUCUUUAAGAGAAAUAUUCACUACAUUAAAUAGGUACUAUAGUAAUUUUAGACAUGGUACCCACUGAUAUGCAUUUUAACGUUUUACUGCUGUGUUAUGUUGAUAACAUAUAUAAAUAUUAGAUAAUGCUAAUGCUUCUGCUGCUGUCUUUUCUGUAAUAUUCUCUUUCAUGCUGAAUUUACUAUGACCAUUUAUAAGCAAUGCAGUUAACUACAGAUAGCAUUUCAGGACAAAAUAGAUGACUCAAACCAUUUAUUGCUUAAAAAAUAGCUUACGCCAUGCUGUGCUAUAAGCAGCUUUUAUGCACAUUGACAAAUGAAGAGUAAGCUUCAGCUUGCUAAGGGAAACUGUGGAAACUUUUGUAACUUUGGGAGAAAUGGAAAAUGACUUACAAACUGUCCAAGAAUAUGAGGAAGUUGCUGUGUGACCUAGUGCUGGCACUGAUAUUAUUCAUUAUCUCGUUUUGGACACCCCUGUAAAUGUGACCAGAUUGUUUGAGAGCAAACUUAAAGAUUUCAAGUUUCAAAGUUUUAUUUGGUUUGGUUUUGUUUUACGUUUGGAGGAAGUACGGAAAGCAGUACAUAUGCCGUCCACUCGGAAACACGAACGAUGCUAUGCUAGCACGGAAUAUCUUCGGAAAAGAUUCAAGAAAGUAAAGCGAAUGCUUUCAACGCACUAGUACGCUAGAGGAAUGAAAGUCUUUAGCUAAAUGUCAAAACCUCAACCACAAAGCCAAAAUAAAGCUAUGAAAGCAUCUUAUGAUCAGCACAGGAAGGACUCUAAAAACUUUGUCCAGCUACCCGUUUUGCAACACUACAUAGUUCAUGGCGAUUUUCUUCAAGCUAAAAGGUAUUGGGAAACCCAUAUGCUAAAAUCAAUACUAUUCACAUUAACUCCUACAAUAAUGUUCUAGUUUCAACAUGUACAUGUAACCCGUGAUUUCAAGGAUUGUUCUGUAUCCACACCAUGUGUCAUUUGGCCCUUUAUGGGUUAAUAAAGUAUGCCUUAAAAAUCAGAAUGCCCCCUCCCCAUGCUCAUGCGGCCAUUCCCAGCACUUAGAAGAAAAACAGAUUUAAAAGUAUUCAGUGAAAGUUUUAUUGGAAAGAGAACUGAAAUAUAUGAUUGAAGGAUGAUAUUUGGUGAAACUGAAGGAGAAAUUUUAAAUGGGUUUUUAAAGUAUGUUCUAAAUAAAAAUCAUAUUAAGGAUUC